Molecule: messenger RNA, 2173 nt
Organism: Homarus americanus (American lobster)
Lineage: Eukaryota; Metazoa; Arthropoda; Malacostraca; Decapoda; Nephropidae
Exons: 7
Coding region: 675-1781 (368 amino acids)
Source: RefSeq, a predicted model, not a curated record
CGCCUCAGGGACAGGUGUCGUAGUGUGUACCCGCAGUCCUACUCCUACGUCCUGGUCGCGCUCACCACCACCACCACUUUACUCCUACAACACACUGCCAACAACUAAUUUACGUAAAUUCUAUGAACUCAAAGUCGUCCACUGGAACAAUAUAAUCACAGGGUUUAUAAAUGGCGUACAGAAAUUGAAGGUGGCCAUAUUAAGUUCAUAUGAAUCGUUCACUGGAUAAAAUGUGAGUGUUUAUUAAUUUAGUGUAUGAAAAUUAGGUGGCGCUGCACUAAGUUGUACUGAAGUUUCACCCCCCCCCCCAAAAAAAAUGAAAACAAAGCUAACUGAAUGAACCAUAAGAGUGUUACAUAAAGUGGUGUUCACAUAUUUACUCGACAGUGUAAAGCAGUGUUCCUAAGUAAGAGGAUCAACUUGUCAUAAAACCCAGCGGUAAGGGUUCGUGGACUCUUGCAUACAUCGUAUCACCUGAAUAUUAGCAACGUUAGCUUAUUUCACCUUAAGGUUAACCACCCCAAAGCUAAUCCAACUCAAACCUAACAUACCACUAUAUACCCCCCAAUAGCAUUAAGGUGAUUAAUCAUCAAGUGAAAUAAGCUAAAGAGGCUAAUCAUCACUUGAUCCAAUUCGACUAAAAAGAGCUGUAAGGUGUGUCUGUGACCGCGACCAUGUUACCAUUACGACUUGGAAGAAAGUUCUGGGAUAGAUUUUGUAGGUAUGUGUUAGUAUCAGUGUGUGUAGUGUAUGUCCUUUACUCCCCUGCCAAGCCAGCACCUAAGAGACUCCCAGAGUUAAGGGAGACAUUGGGUAAAGGAGUAUUUGAGUACUACGUGGAGGUGGAUCACUUGACCUCUGGUUCACAGGUGAUGGUGGUGUACCUGGUCAAGGGUUCUCCCACCAUACUACGACCCUUACACUACGUCCACAGAGCUCAGCCACCGUCGCCGCUCAUCCUCGGCAGUAGUGGAAGAGGGCGGGUGAUGGCCGAGGAAGGUACAUUGGUGCGGGUCGAAGAUUACUUCACCCACCUCUACACACCUCAGGCCGACUGCAAGAAGCUCCUCAUUCUUGGUGGGAAACACAUAUGCGGCGAGAUUACGGAUGAGUUAAUGGACGGAAGCAAGGUAGUGUGUAUGGACCCCCCGCUGGACCUACCACCUGGUCGAGACCCUCAGAACUGCCUCACCCUCUCCUUCGGCAUCCACGUAGACUCCACCUUCGACGAGGCCAUGUCAGAUCUUAACUGCGAGGUGCACAUGUUCGACCUUCUCCCCGCGGCACCUGCCCAUCUCCUCAACAAGUCUCAACACGCCUACUUUCAUCAGGUGGGCCUCGCUGACAGCCGCCGACAACACUACUUCCUCAACUUGGAGAAGGAGAUUCCCAUGGACACCCUCACCGGCAUCAUGAUUAACAACAGCCUCACGGACCGCUUUAUACACAUCCUGAAGGUGGAUAUUGAGGACAAUGAAUGGGAAGUGUUGGAGCAGCUGAUAAAGGAUCCCAUUCUGGACAUUGUAGGACAGCUUGCCUUAGAGGUGCACGCUGAGAACGCUCCCCUACUCUCACCUCAAGACCUCUUGGUGUUUAUCCGUCGACGUUACGAUUUACUUAAGGCUAUUGAGGGUCGUGGGUUCAGGAUUGUGGCAUACUGGAACAACAAGAAGAGUCGUACUUUCAAAGACGACUCGGGGGCCACACACAGAACCUGCGGAGAGAUACUGUAUAUUAAUUCCAAUUGGUCUAACACUACAUUCAUGGCUGCCUUAAUGUGAUUCUGAUGCUGUUAUGCUGUACUGAGUCAUAAGUGUGAUUCUGGUCCGAAUAUUAUGCUGUACUGAUUCAUGAGUGUGAUUCUGGUGCUGUUAUUAAGCUGUACUGCUAUUGAGUUAUACUGAUUCAUGAGUAGUGAUUCUGGUGCUGUUAUUAGAGGUAUACUGAUUUAUAGGUGAUUCUGAUACGGUUAAUUCUUGUUGUCAAUCUAAAUAUCGGGGAAUGUGUAUAACUUACUUCAUUUCAUUAUCAAUUUACACAUAUCGAUCUUCAUAUUACACACUGGAUUAUUCAUCUCCUCAUUCAUUCAUUUAUUGUUUAUGUUAUUUUGUUGGAGAAUAUUUGUAUUUAUUUAUUUACGUGUGCUCUAUAUACCAUCUGAUGCAAAAGGUAA